This is a messenger RNA of Limulus polyphemus (Atlantic horseshoe crab), 3754 nucleotides long. Its product is annotated as oxysterol-binding protein-related protein 1-like. Gene Ontology annotation, molecular function: sterol binding; protein binding. Gene Ontology annotation, cellular component: membrane; cytosol; intracellular membrane-bounded organelle. Lineage: Eukaryota; Metazoa; Arthropoda; Merostomata; Xiphosura; Limulidae. The record is from RefSeq and is a predicted model, not a curated record.
CAAUAUGACUUUUCACUUCGUACUGUUUCACACAUUGUUUAUUACACGUUUAAAUAAUCAUCUUAAUUAAUACGGUAGAAAGCUCCGCCUAACACCCUAGAUCAAUUGGCGUACUUUGGUUUGGGAUCAGUCGUUAGCACGUGAUUGUUUAGUAUUCAUGUAUAUUUUUGAUUAUAUUUCACUGAAACGUGACCUAUUUGUUUCUGCAAAUUUUAGGACCAAAAAUUCGCUUAAGGCCAACCCUAUAAUUUAAUCAAUGCAAGACAAUGCAGCAAGAAGAAGAUGACAAGUCUGAAUCAAGUUCUUCCCUUGAGAGUGAUCCUGAAGAUCAACUGUUGCAGAGUUCUCGCAGUGGAAAUGUUCAAAUAGUAAAUCAACUAUUGAAAGAGAGAAUAAAAGGACAUCUUUCAUUUGACAUUAACUGCAGAGGGACACAGAAAAGUAACCGUGGAUGGUCGGCAUUUCACCUUGCUUCUUAUUUUGGGCAUACAUCAGUUGUUCAACUGCUGUUACAGAGCAAAGCAGAUGUGAAUGUUGUCAAUGACGCAGGUGAUACCCCUCUUCACAAAGCAGCUUACACUGGGAGAGAGGGACUCGUUAUUUUAUUGCUAGCCAAUGAUGCUGACGUUUUCAUUAGAAAUGGUGAAGGGCAAAGACCAAAAGAUGUUGCCAAAGGUGAAGAUGUUCGGAAAUUAUUGCAAGCUGCAGAAGAUGCGGACGUGAAGAGGAAAGAGGCCAAGCUCCUUAGUGCUGCACGAGAAGGAGAUCUACAAACGUUGAACAAGCUCCUUCAUGAUGCCAACCCACCAAAUAUAAAUUGUACGGACCUCGGAAAUACAGCCCUUCACUGUUGUGCUUAUAGAGGACAGAAAGAAACAGCGGUGUUGCUUUUACAGUGUGGAAUUGAUUCUUCCAUUAAAAAUCAUCGAGGUCAAAUAGCUGCAGACCUUACAACAAAUCCUCAUAUGAAACAAAUUCUUUGUGUCCAGCCAAUUAGGAAACUUCAGAAAAAUGCUGUUAGAUUUGAGGGACCAUUGUUAAGGAAAAGUAAACUUCUGGGUUGGAAACCAUUUUGGGCUGUUUUAGAAAGAGGAGUAUUUUCUUUUUUUCUCUCCAGAGCUGAUGCAGCUACUGGGACAAAACGAAAAAGCUACAAAUAUCUUGAUGAAGCUAAAGUUGUGGCUGAGGAGAGUGAUGAGGCAGCUUUUACUGUACACUUUUCUGAUAACACAAACCAAAGAUUCAGUGUUCCAUUUCUUCAUUAUCAGCAGCUUGACAGAGAGAAAUGGAUAAAUGCCCUGAAGGAACACAUUGAGUUCAGUACCCACUACACCAAACAAGGAAUGGGUAAUACUGACAGUGAUGAAGAGGAAUUUUCUCUUGUGCCUUUGGCUUCGAUGCAACGGAUGUUUCAAACUGCUCAAGCACAUCAAAAACUUCUGGAGAAGCAGAUUGCAUCUUUGCAGUCCUUAUCAAAACAGUACUUUAGUGCAGAAAAAGUUACAAAUUCAAUUGUGAAACAUUUGGUUUCAUGGCAGAAUAUUGAAUCUCAGCUCGCUCAGGUUGUAGAGUCAUCGAAAACAUUGUCAGCCAGCUUGUCUCACUGUAUGGCUGUGUUCUCGCAGCAAGAGGAGGUUCGAACUCUUCAGCUCAAGCAAGAGCAAGAAAAAUGUCGUGUUUUAGAGGAAGCUCUUCAUGUGUUAGCUAAAGAACACCAUGAACUAGAACAAUCAAUUAGCACAACUCCUUAUAAUUCUCCGACUCGUAAUCACAUUGACCAUUUUCUUGAAACAGAAUGUGAAGAAUUUUAUGAUGCCUUUGAAGGCGAAGACUCUGCCACUCCAGUUGCUACACCAGAGAAUGCUAAUCAUUUGGAGCUAGAUCAAGAGUUUGAUAAAACACUUACUGAGAAUGAAAUCUUCCAAUCUUUCCCAUCUUCUCUUGCUACAUCUCCUUUGCCUUCUGAGUCUGUCUGGGGAAGGUGUCGUCUUCCAGUUCCAAUGUUUUCUAGAAAUGAUUUCAGUCUGUGGAGUAUAUUGAGACACUGUAUAGGAAAGGAGUUAUCCAAGAUUACCAUGCCUGUAGUGUUUAAUGAACCACUUAGCUUUCUCCAGCGAAUCACUGAAUACAUGGAGUACAGUUUUUUGUUACAGAAAGCUGACGAAUGUGAUGAUCCAGUAGAUAGAAUUCAGUAUGUUGCAGCUUUUGCUGUUUCUGCACUAGCUUCUAACUGGGAAAGACUAGGAAAACCUUUUAAUCCUCUGCUUGGAGAAACUUAUGAAUUAGUCAGGGAAGAUUUUGGCUUUAGGGUUGUAUGUGAACAGGUUAGUCACCACCCACCAGUCAGUGCUUUCCAUGCGGAUUCUCCACAUUUUAUUUUCCAUGGAUCCAUCCAUCCAAAACUCAAGUUCUGGGGUAAAUCUGUAGAAAUCAAACCAGAUGGCAUGCUCACUGUCAAGCUUUUAAGACAUAAUGAAACGUAUACUUGGACCAAUGUAAGCUGUUGUGUCCAUAACAUCAUUGUUGGGAAACUCUGGUUUGAGCAGUACGGUAUGUUAGAAUUGAUAGGACAUGACACAGGCCUUAGUGCUGUUCUGAACUUCAAACCAGCUGGUUGGUUUAGUAAGGACUUGCAUCGGAUAGAUGGUUUCAUAUACAACAGGCAAAAAAGAAAACUUCGUUUUUUAUAUGGAAAAUGGACAGAUUAUUUGAAGAGUGCCGAAGUUGAAGCAUACGAUGAAUAUGUUCGCACACAUCCUGCCAAGUUUUGUCCCCCGGAUCGAGCAGAACCAGAAGAUGUUAAGAACACUCCUUUUCUGAAUAACGCUCCAACAAGUAGCCCAGCUCACAAUCCAAAAAAAAUGGUGUCAAAACUGAACAGUUUUAAAAAGUCUUUUACAAGCAACAGUAGUGGAGGCAAAGAAAGCAGUACCAAAUCUUCAAGCCUGAUCUCUAUGCCUAUUGAUGAUGAUGUUAGUGAUGAAGUACCUACAAGUGAUUCCUACUGGUCACUGGAUAUACCAAAUUCAUUAAUAUUGUGGCAAGUAGAUCAAAGACCUGAAUAUUCUUCUGAGUAUUAUCAUUUUACACUGUUUGCUAUGGCUCUAAAUGAGUUAGAUGAUGACAUAAAGCAUCAUAUUCCACUCACGGACUCACGGUUACGUCCAGACAUUCGCAAACUUGAACUUGGCGAUAUUGAUGGUGCUGCGUAUGAAAAAAAUAGAAUAGAAGAAAAGCAACGGGAGGCGAGGAAGCAGAGAAAAAAGCAAAAGCAAAACACGUGGGAGCCAAAGUGGUUUAAACAAGAAGAAAAUCCAUACACCAGAACAAAUUAUUGGAUAUACACUGGAGGUUACUGGGAGAGAGAGUUUUCACGUUGUCCAGACAUCUUUUGAAAGUUUGUGAUUAGGUAAAUGUGUACCAAUGAAGAUAAGAGAACGUUGCUUUAAGUAUUAUGUAUUGCCCAGUGUUUGUUUACUUAGUAUAUGAAAAAAAAAAAACUUUGGAAGUUCUCACACCUGUAUUUUAAUAUGAAAAGUAAAUUGCAUUAAGAAGUCUUUUUUUUUUGGCCUUAGUGACUAUACAGUCUAAAAUAUAGGACAUGUAUGAAUAAUCUUAAACAAAAUCUGUUCUUUAAUUUGUUUAAUCUGUGUGGUAAUUGUGAUGAGCCCUGUUUUUAUUAACAGUUCCUGCCGUACUUGUUUGCACUUUUUGUCGUUAUAAUUGUGUUCAGGUGUUUGUUUUUGUGUUGUUG